Silurus meridionalis is the source of this 5249-nucleotide messenger RNA. RefSeq lists its product as uncharacterized. Gene Ontology annotation, molecular function: protein binding; RNA polymerase II cis-regulatory region sequence-specific DNA binding; DNA-binding transcription factor activity, RNA polymerase II-specific. NCBI's taxonomy places the organism in Eukaryota, Metazoa, Chordata, Actinopteri, Siluriformes, Siluridae. Gene Ontology annotation, biological process: regulation of transcription by RNA polymerase II. The record is from RefSeq and is a predicted model, not a curated record. The transcript is spliced from 7 exons. Bases 1084 to 4272 code for a protein of 1062 amino acids.
ACCAAUAGGAAGGUGAGUAGUAGCGGCUCUUUAAAGAGUCGACUAAUAGGAAUUAGCGGAGGGCGGGGCGAAGCGUUUGGGCGUCGAAGCGAUGUUCGGUUGUGGAUCCGUAACCAGCAGAAGGUGACGAGUUUUGAAAUAAAUAAUAAAAAUUUUAAAUACAAGAAGGACAAAAUCGGAUUAUUUGGACGUGUGCGCGGGACUUUUCGGCGUGGGAAGGCUCGUGGGACUCUUUGGGAAAGGGUGGGACCGCGUUUAGAUUUCCGUCACUUUUUUUUUUUGCCAAGUCUCCCGGAGUGUCUUUAGGUCGUCGGAGUCCCGAUGCUGGGCGACGGAGAGCCGCAGCGUGUUGCUACUACCGGAGUUACCACAAGUUAACACGAGACAAGAAGACGCUGUGCGCGGUUCUAGCUCGCUACCUAGGCUGUGUAUGGAUUUGACACCGACAGAGAUCUACCGGCCUCAUUUUUAAUAUAUUUUAAAAUUUUUAAUUCUAGUUAUAAUCCUUUAUAUUAAGGGGAAGUCAUCAAAAGAUACCUCGUCAUCACCCAGGGGCAUCUGGAGAACAUGCACAUUGAUCUCAAAAUCCAUUUCAGAUGAUGUGGAUCACAGGACAUCCUCUUAUGGUUUCAAUGUUCCUGGUUUCCUGCUAGAAGAAGAGUACUCGGAUAAAGUUGUUGAGAAACUUCAGUUUUGAUGUGCUGCUGUCUGGGAUCCUGCAAUGCCAUGAUGGAGUUGUGCUGCUCAUCAUGAGUCUCUGCCCCAGACCCUGGAUGGAGUUCCCUGUUGCACACUGAGAGACUGUGGAUUAAUAACCUCUAUACUUGACAUUUUUGAUCAACCGUGGUUCACGUCAGUUCACUUUUAGAGCUUUGCUAGUUUAUUUAACACGAUGACACGCUUGUGAGGCUUUUUUUUUUUCUCGAGCAUCCUUUAUUUAAAAGGUCUGGUCAGGGGUUGAUCAUACCCAUGUUGUGUUGUUUUUAUGCUGACGGAGUGUAUAAACACGUGUAGCACUGGUAUUGUUUAAAAAAAUACAAAAAAGGAAAAAAAAAGAAGACUCAAACCAGGAAGCCGGCGGAAAUGGCCGGAAACCACGACCACGCUGUUGUUGUGGAUGAUGAUGAUGAUGAUGAUAGCUUGUAUCCUAAAGAAAAACAGGAGCAUUUCCGUGGACCCCUCAGUGGUGCCUCGUCUUCCUCCAACGUCCGUUCGUCACCCUUUUUCGAGACCAUGGGCGGUUUUCUGUACCGUAAGAAGUUGGAAAAGGGUUUCGUGCAGUACCGAGAGGUGCUGGAUGAAGACAAGAGGCUCCACUCCAUCCUGGCUUUCCACACAAGGACGCCUGGGAGCCCUCACCACACCCUGGAGGACACGUACCGGCUAGUGGCAGAGCACUACUGGUGGGAAGGAAUGUACUUUCAGGUCAGAGACUUUGUUCUGGGUUGUGAGGAAUGCCAUUUAAAGCAGACUGAAAAAGCAAAGUGCUCAAACAUGAGGAGCAUGUCUAAGAUAGUGAAGUCACACAGUCACGAAGUUUUGAGCAAGCUGAAUAGCCAACGAGAGGCUGGGCUGUUCUGUGACAUCACACUAAAAACUGGUAAUGGCCACUCGUUUGUUGCCCACAAGGCCGUGUUGGCAGCUGUGAGCGAGUAUUUCCAAGAACUCUUUAGUGAAAUGGACUUCACCACUGAACCUCAGCCACAUGUUGACCUCACAGAUUUCAGUGAGGAGAGCUUGCUGGCCUUGCUUGAGUUUUCCUAUACAUCAACGCUGACUCUGAACUUGGGCACACUGACCGAGGUAGCAGCAAUGGCUCGCCAUCUGCGCAUGUGGCCAGCCUUGGAGGCCUGUUCUGCUCUACAGAGUGAACAAGAGGUUGGACAGCAAUCCCCCAAACAGCUAAACGCCACAGAUGUGACCUCUGUCAUUCCUGGUUUUUCUUCCUCGAACACCUUAAGAAGCCAAAGCUCCUCCUCAGGAAGGACAACAGGGUUUAAAAGAAAAAGGGAAAAAGAACAAGAAGGAGCCUCAGGUCCAUCCUGGAACAGCACAUCACAGAGCAGAAUACAUAUAGUAGAAGGGACUGAUGAGUCGGACAAAGAAGGCAAUGAUCAAAUGAUACCUGCCCAGUGCCAAAGCCAGGCUCUUUCCAGUCUCCAGACAGAUGGCUUUCCUUGCAGCCCAACUCGCAGGAUGAAACUUAUGGACUUUAAAUCUCCAUCUAGCAAGAGAAAAUUGUCCCCUCGUCCCUUAUCAUCAGUCACCCCAACAUCUCCCUCUACUUCCACUCGAUCCUCCUCUCCAUCCCGUCGAUUGCUUCGCUCCACACCAGGAGCUGCAUUAGCCUUGCGUAGGCUUUUACCCAAAAUUGACCUCUCUACCAAGAGGAAGCGCAAGUCCUCCUCUUAUCAGCGCAUAUACAAGGUAAAGAGUGAUCUCUCAGGGGAACCGUCUCGGUCUCAGCCGAGUCCAGUCACCCCAGUGAAGGUAAAGCAGGAGACAGAAGAUGUAGAAGUUUGUAGUGCAAUACCACAGGACGAAGUGCACAGUCCUCGUGCUCAGGAGAAAUAUCGACUACUUAGUUUUCUUGGCUUGCAGAGGAAGUCCCUUGUACCUGGCCCCGAGGAGCUCUCAGGCUGGGGGCAAAAAAAGAGACUUAGGAAGCUGAAAGUAAGUGACUACUGUCUCACAGCUCGAAGAAAACCCCGUGCACAAAGUCUUGGGGGAAUUACUUCUGGUCUGGGAGGUUUAAUGGGAGUCAGCUCAUCGAUGUCCCUCUGUGAUAUGACCAGAAUGGAUCUUAUGAAGAAAAUCAUAAAAGUAGAACCCCAGGUCACCAUGGACAAAAAGUUCAGAAGGAAAAAUGACACCGAUGGUCAAAUGGAGCUUUUAAAUGUUAGGACCACACGCAGCCAAACAAUGAAUGCAGACACCAGGGGAACUAAUAAUGAGCGUCUUUUAAGAAACCGUUCUGGAAGCCCAAGCAAACCGUUACCUCGUCCCCCAGGCAGAGAAAGGCUCGCGGUACAAGGAGCGAAUGCCCCUCCAAAGAAAGUCACAAAAAGGACAAAACCGGAACCCCAUGAGUAUGCUAUCUCACAAACCGCCCCCUCCCACAGUGGUAUCCGGCACAGCCUGGGAUCCAAAGUAGAUCCUUCUAAAGCCAGAGUAUCAGCUCCUAAAACAUGUCCACCAGUAGAUCGCUCACUUCGAAUCACUACCACAGAACCAAAGCGUAUGUUGCGCUACAACACUGGACGUUCAACCACAGACAAGCGCAAAACAACAAGACAAAACAAGUCAGUCCAGGAAAAGACCAAACUGAGAAGUGGAGCGUGUAAAGCAAACCUUGUCGGAGAGAACAAAAAGAACAUGGCACCCAGAAAAAGAACAGAAGACAAGGUCACGGAUCUAAAAGGUACACGAGGUUGGGAUUUUUCCAAUACAAACCACCAGCACUACAAUAAUCCUCUUUAUAGAGUGAUAAAAGAAGAGCCAGCAGACCCACUCCCCCUGACCCAGCCCUUUAUAAAUAGUGAGGCUUCCGACUUAGGGAAACGUCAAAGUAAACCACCAGUGAAACUCUUAGACCAAGGUUUUCUUUUCGGCCUUUGCCGACCAUCAGGUGGAAUCAAGAAGGAGGAGGAGAGUGUGGACAUCUGUUUGACUCGCUCCGUCUCCCACAGUAGUGCCUCCCAUAGCAACGCAUCACCUGGCAUUGUCAGAAGGGAUCGGAUUAGAGCACGGAUCACAUCAGAAGGAUCUGGGUUAAAUGGACCUCACUGGGCUGGGCUUGGCAACAGGUCAACAACUUCUUCUCAGAGGGUGCUUGUGCGAGUCAAGAAGGAAGAGGAAAAGAUCGAUGUGUCUGAGCAGUCAAAAGCUAACAGUAGCUUUAUACAGCUCAAAGACAGCAAAGGGAGCUGUAAGGUUAAAAGAGAGCCACCAAAGACAAAGAAUGUAAACAAGUUGUAUCCUGUGAGCAGUCGGCGCACCGUUAUGCUGGAAUCCAUCCGACGCGCUCGCUCUAAUCAGCAAAAAAGUCCUCGUGGUCAGUCCUCUGGUGGACCACAUGUCUGCCUGCAGUGUCGAGCGUCUUACAGAGACUGCGAUGGACUCAUCAUGCACCGAAUCAGGCACAUUGAAGGCAAACACUGGCCAUGUCCUUUGUGCAGUAAAACAUUCUUCAGACAGAAAAAUGUGAGAAACCACAUAAGGACGCAUAAUCCGAAACUCUACAAGUGCCGUCAGUGCAUCGCUUCCUCUUAAGGUGGAAACACUGGGUCAAGACGGUGAAGACGAAGACUGGCUUUUUAUUAAUAAUCAACUGUAAAUACCUGAAUGUGCUACAUGAGAAUGAAGUUCAGUCUAUAGAUGAAAUUAUGGUUAUUGGUAUUGUUUUUUUUUUUUUUUUUUUUUCUUCUUCAUACAAUAAUAGUCACUGUUAUUUAAAUAACAAAACUAAAGAUGUUUUACAGUUUAGAUAGAUGGGGAACUUGAACCAUUAAUGUUUCUCUCAGGGGAUGGAGUCUGGUGGUCAUGGCGAUAUUUGUAAAUGAGGAUUGUGUAGAAUGCUUUAAGAAGAUUACUACUAUUGUAAUUACUGCAAUUAUAAUAAUAUUAUUGUUAUUACAGGUAUUUUUAUAAAUAGUAUAAUCAUGAGUGCACUUAAAAAGGUAGCUUUGUUUCGAAACCUAAGAAUAUUUGUCGGGUGGUCAGGUGAGAGUUCUGGGAUCUACUUGAAUGCUGGCUGAGGUGGAGAGUUUGAUCUGCCCUUCGUUCACGGAAAUUUGAUCAUGACAAACUAGCAAAAGGAUAAGAGGGCGUUUAAUGGGCACUGAAUCAUUCUAUAUAUGAAUUGGGAUGGUUGAAAGAAACAAGAUUUAUUGCUAUUGCUAGUUGAAAUCUCUUCUUAUAUUUGCCAUCUUGAUCUUUGUUGACAGACAGAUUUCGUACCUCUGUUUUAAAAUAAGGGAAUCCCAACAGGUCGAAAUGUGACUUUUUACAAUGUCAGAUAUCUUUCCUGUAUAUUCUAUUCCUGUUUUGGAAAUUUGUUUUUAAUGAGGCAAUUGAAUACCUUCUCAGAUUGAGAGUUUUUUUUUUAAAUCCAAAGCUUCCAGGAUUUAAUGCAGUGAAGUUGUAUGAAGUUUUAAAUGUAGUGAUUUUAGUCUGAAACCACAGAUGUUUUAAAACUGUAAAAAAAAAAAAACAUUAUCAAGAUAAAUAAAUUUGAAUUUUACUCUGCA